Messenger RNA from Oncorhynchus kisutch (coho salmon), 4775 nucleotides. RefSeq names its product XK-related protein 8. Gene Ontology annotation, cellular component: plasma membrane. The transcript has 3 exons. The coding region runs from base 133 to 1374 and encodes 413 amino acids. NCBI's taxonomy places the organism in Eukaryota, Metazoa, Chordata, Actinopteri, Salmoniformes, Salmonidae. Gene Ontology annotation, biological process: phosphatidylserine exposure on apoptotic cell surface; apoptotic process involved in development; engulfment of apoptotic cell. The record is from RefSeq and is a predicted model, not a curated record.
ACAGUGCAAGCCUUCCUCCAGAGUGAGGAGACGUCAGAAGUAAUGCAUUCUUUCUCUUUCUCUCUCUUUCAUUGGGUUGAUAAGUACUAGAGCCAACGCAAACCUGUGAAUUUUCAGUUUUACACAUCCACCAUGGAGGAGGACGCGGGACAAUCUAUCCCAUUCAAGUACCCCGCCUCUGACUUCUUGUUGACUGUCGGAGGUAUGUUGUUUUUUCUCCUGGAUGUGGUACUAGACGUGUGGGCGGUGGUGACUUUCUAUCAACAAGAGGCCUACGUGUUCAUGGGACUGCUGAUGUUUCUACUACUAGGCUCCUCAGCCCUGGUCCAGGCUUUCAGCUGGCUGUGGUACCACUAUGACAAGGACAGCACUGAGACCAGGACAGAGAGCCUUGUGAAGAGCCUUCACUCACUCAAGAUCCUUCAUGUGUUCCAGAUGGGAGUCUACCUCAGAUAUGCUGGUCUUGUGAGGAUCUCGAUAUGUGGCUUCUGCUGUAGAAAGCGUUACAUGGAGGGCAACGCCGUGUAUCUGACCCAUGACCUUAGCCUGCUGCGCCUCAUCGAGACCUUCUCUGAGAGCGCGCCACAGCUUGUCCUCAUGAUUACCAUCAUCAUCCAGAGGGGAGAGGUGGAGCCCAUUACAAUCUUGAAGGCACUUGGUUCAGUGUCUGCCAUCGCCGUCAGCGUGACCAUGUAUCACCGCUCCCUGCGUUCCUUCCUCCCAGACAAGGCCAAGCAGGGCUGGGGCUCCUCAGUGGUCUACUUCAUGUGGAACCUGCUCCUGAUUGGUCCACGUGUGGCAGCAGUCGCCCUCUUUGCUUCGGUCUUCCCCUGCUUCAUCGCUGCCCACUUCCUGUCUUCCUGGAUGGUUCUAUUUUUUGUCGCCUGGCAACUGAAGACAAACUUCAUGGACAGCGGCGGUGGAGAAUGGCUCUACCGGGCCACCGUAGGUCUCAUCUGGUACUUUAGCUGGUUCAGCAUAGUGGAGGGGCACACCAGGGAGCGGAGCACCAUCUACCACACCUGGAUAGGAGUGGAUAUUGGGAUGCUUUGUGGUUUGUGGGUGUGGCAGAUGAUGAAGAACCCUCCAUAUUCUGAACUGCCACUAGAUCCCUAUGUCAUCUUUGUCAUUAUGAUCUCACUCUACAUAGCUGGACUCUGUCUCAAGGUGACAUACUACAAGUUCUGUCACCCAAAGAUUACAAAGCAGGGAGAAGUUGAGUGUCAUCUCGAGCUGAUGUCGGUGUCGGUGGGGGUCCCCCCAAAUGGGGAAGAUGUGGUUGACUUUAGGGUUAUGGGUCAUACAGAGCAUCCAGAACUGUCCGUCAGGGUCAAUAAAAGGAUGAGGAAUUUAGCUGGUAAUUUUUACUCUUAAUCCAGAUUAUCAGAUGGCUCCUACACAUUGAGAAGACUGUAUGGGCUUGUUCAACAUUGCAGCCGAUAACCCAGCCAGGCAACUGCCAACUGACUGAUCUACAAAUGACCUUGGCUCGUAAAUAACUACUCAUUAUUUGUUGAUCAGUCACAAUUUAAACACACAAUGAGUGAAAGUUCUGUCUGUUUUCGAUCUAUCCUUGUACUUGAUUGAUGAAUUAAGGUCAGUAAUUAGUAGGGAACUCCCCUCACCUGGUUGUCUAGGUCUUAAGGGAAAAAUCAAAAACCCACACUCAGCUCUCCGUGGAAUGAGUUUUACACCCCUGCCCUACUUAAACGAACCAGCUCUACAGCUUGAAACACUGAGAAAUGUUGACGCAUUCAUUAAAAUUACUGGAAUGAUUUGUUCUAUGAAGACGAGGAUGGCGAUACGAGACAGUUCUGUUUGGCACUGUGCAUUUCUAAUAUGAAGGUAAACAUUACAGUAAUGUUUAUCGUGGUCAUGAACUUCUUAUGAUUAUGACCUCGUGAGUACAGCUAAUCAGGGUUACUUAUUGACAGUAGUGGAACAAAAUACUUUAGACUUUAAUAAACGUAAAGAUACUUGAGUCAUUUUCUAUUAAAGGUGAGUCACCCAGUAAAAUACUACUUCAGUAACUCUAGAAGUAUUUGGUUAGAAAUAUACCUAAGUGUCCAAAGUAAAUGGAAUUGCUUAAAUUAAAUGUCAAAAGUAUAAAUAAUUUCAAAUUCAGUAUUAAGCAAACCAAACAAUGUUUGUAUUUAUUUAUAGAUAGCCAAUGGCACACCAACAUUGUUUAGUGAGUCCGCCAGAUCAGGUAGUAGGGAUGACCAGGGAUGUUCUCUUGAUGAGUGCGUGAAUUGGACCAUUUUCCAGUCAAAAUGUAACGAGUACUUUUGGGUGUUAGGGAAAAUGUAUGGAAUAAAAAAAGGCAAAAAGAUACCACAAAAAAAAAAAACUUAAGUAGUACUUUAAAGUAUUUUUUUAACUUAAGUACUUUCACCACUGCUUCCUGAAAUGUUAGCAGGGCGUGGACUCUGUCAGGACUAGAUGGUAAAAACCUAGAGGGGAUGUGAGAAUGUAAUUUUAACAGUGCAGAUGGGGUGGCCAGUUCUGAGUGAAUGUGCCAAUGUCCUCCGUCUUUUGUGUGCUGGACUGUCUGGUUUCAUGUGUGUGAUGUGAAUGUGAUCCUUUUUGUACAGUGAUGCCAAAGGCAAAAAUAAAUAAAUAAAAAUGUCCAUACAGGUGAUGGCGAGGUUCUGAAGCACUUUGAGAUGAUGUAUAGUAUUUGUCUUAUUGUUAAUUUACAGCAGAGUGUAUAACAAUUGCAAAACACUGACAAUGAAACCAGGCACUUUCAAGGUACUUUAAUUUGUAUUUACACUACCAUCAGUGUUAAUGUACACAGGACAACCUUAUUGGGCCUUCAACAGUGUUUCCGGUCCCAUUUAAAAAAAUGUGGUUAUACACUACAUGACCAAAAGUAUGUGGACACCUGCUCGUUGAACAUCUCAUUCCGGACAUCAUGGUAAUUUAAAAUGGAGUUGGUUCCCCCCCCCCUUUGCUGCUAUAACAGCCUCCACUCUUCUGGGAAGGCUUUCCACUAGAUGUUGGAACAUUGCUGCUAUAACAGCCUCCACUCUUCUGGGAAGGCUUUCCACUAGAUGUUGGAACAUUGCUGCGGGGACUUGCUUCCAUUCAGCCACAAGAGUAUUAGUGAGGUUGGGCGAUUAGGCCUGGCUCGCAGUCGACGUUCCAAUUCAUCCCAAAGGUGUUCGAUGGUGGUUGAGGUCAGGGCUCUGUGCAAGGCAGUCAAAUUCUGCCACACCGAUCUCGACAAACCAUUUCUGUAUGGGUCUCGCUUUGUGCACAGGGGCAAUGUCAUGCUGAAACAGGAAAGGGUCUUCCCCAAACUGUUGCCACAAAGUUCGAAGCACAGAAUCAUCUAGAAUGUCAUUGUAUACUGUAGUGUUAAGACUUCCCUUCACUGGAACUAAGGGGCCCGAACCACGAAAAACAGCCCCAUUAUUCCUCCACCAAACUUUACAGUUGGCACUAAUCAUCCGGGCAGGUAGCGUUCUCCUGGCAUCUGCCAAACUCAGAUUCGUCUGUUGGACUGCCAGAUGAUGAAGCGUGAUUCAUCACUCCAGAGAACGCGUUUCCACUGCUCCAGAGGACAAUGGCAGCCGAGCUCUACAGCACUCCAGCAGACGCUUGGCAUUGCGCAUGGUGAUCUUAGGCUUGUGUGCGGCCAUGGAAAACUAACUCAUGAAGCUCCCGACAAACAGUUAUUGUACUAACAUUGCUUCCAGAGGCAGUUUGGAACUCGGUGGUGAGUAUUAAACCGAGGACAGACGAUUACUGUCUGUCCUCGGUUUAAUAUUACUGUCACUGAGCUCUUCAGUAAGGCCAUUUUACUGCCAAUGUUUGUCUAUGGAGAUUGCAUGGCCGUGUGCUCGCAACAGGUGUAGCUGAAAUAGCCAAAUCCGCUAAUUUGAAGGGGAGUCAACACAUACUUUUGUGUAUAUAUAUAUAGUGUGUUUCAUCGUCUUGAGUAGAGCCAGAUAUAUCCCUACAAAGCAUGAACAAGUUGAGCCAGAUAUAUCCCUACAAAACUAUGUACAUUCAUAGCUCAUUGCAUUCGACAGUUGAAAUAGUACAACAAAAUGCACUUUAACAAAAGGUUUGUUAAGAGUAUAUAAAAUGGUACAUAGUUCCUGGUCUUUAAUACAAAUUGAAGGGAUACAUUAAAACAGUCCCCCUGACUAAGUAAAAUGUAAAAAAAUCAAAUUAAAAAAAUUAAACAUACAGAAUCACACUUUGUUAGUAACAUAGUACUUAAAAAAUCAAAUUUAAAAAAAACAUCACUGAUACAAAUAUUGUAAACACAUUCCAGGACUACAAAAAAAACUAAAACAAUCAUACCAACCAAAAGGUGUGAAGCAACACUAGAGACAUGAUCAGCAUGACAAUCAGCCAUAACAGAUCAAAUGUUUUUGGCUGGGGUUGAUUGAUUUCCAUGAUGUUAGAUAUUGAAGAUGUGCAUCAGAGGAUCAAGCUUGUCUGAUCUUAUAUAUAUUUUUUUACUUGUGGAAACAGAUUGUAAUAUGAAUGUGCAGUCAGUCAAUUAAAGACACCGGUCUGUCUUGUCAACUUUACAAAAUUCCAUGUCCAAGAUACCCCUUCUAUUCCAAAUAAUCUAAUUCAUAAUUUUACAAUGCUUACUAUUUCUCUCAUGUCCCAUAGUGGUGCUGUUACAGACUACUUUAUAUGUUUCACCAGGGGAAUGGUGGAUCUGGACCCCAAGUGAUUGAGAUGUGAUUGUCUAAGCAGUGAAUCCAAGACACAGCGAUUCAAAAAAAAUAAAAAAUAAAAAAAAUAAA